AUGACUAGUGAAACUGUCCAGGAAGGCACAUCUCUUGUUUUGGAAGAACCACUAGUAGUUGAGUCGGAAUCAAAAACCGUAAAGGAGUUCACUUCUUUUUUGUUGUAUUUUCAGAUCUCCGAUGCGAUAACGUCAAAUCCGUACUUUAAUGCAGGAGCUGGCCUCACAGGUAUUGGACUUGCUCUAGCACUUUUGAAAAAAACUUUAUCAGCAUCUACAGCUUUUCUUAGACGACGUUUCAUAAUUUCGCUGGAAAUGGAUAGCAAUAAUGUCGCGUUCCCUUGGUUAUUAAAUUACAUUAACCGAAGAAGCACUCAUCAAACGUUACGCUUAUCUGCUCAACCACAGGUAUUUCAGUCGGAAAGUGGGCGAACAACAUGUAAAUUCAGGUACUUUCCUGGCCAAGGCAUUCAUUACUUCGUGUGCGAUAACCGAUGGAUUCAGGUGGAUAGGCAAAGGCAAAAUCAAGUCUUUAGUUCCGGAGGGAACUUGGCACCAUUCGAGACGGUAACGCUAACAACGUUGGGCACCGAUGUUCGCUUUUUCAAAAGGAUGCUGGAAAGAGCCAGUGAAGAGGCGUUGCAAGAGUUAGAUACGGGUCUGAUAAUGUAUAAUGCUGUUGGGCCUGAAUGGCGUCGGUAUGGAAAGCCACUCCGUAAACGUCCUCUGAAUUCUGUAAUUUUAGAAAGAGGACUGUCGAAGAAAAUUCAGAUGGAUUUUGAAGAAUUCUGCAGAUCAGCGGAAUGGUAUGCGAAACGUGGAGUUCCUUAUCGCAGAGGAUAUUUGUUUUACGGGCCACCUGGAACUGGGAAAAGCAGCUACAUCACAGCGUUAGCCAGCCAUUAUGGUUUUAGUAUAUGCAGCCUCUCCCUCAGUGAAAGAACACUCGAUGAUGAGCGUUUGAAGCAUUUGUUGAACACUCCUCCUUCAAAUAGUUUGGUUUUGCUUGAGGAUAUAGAUGUGGCUUUUGCCCCACGAGACGUAGUCCAGAAUAGCAAAGCAUAUGAAGGUUUGACGCGGGUUACCUUUUCCGGGUUGCUUAAUGCAAUUGACGGUGUGGGCUGUACCGAAGAGCGUAUCCUUUUCAUGACAACAAAUCAUGUUGAAAUUCUGGAUCCUGCACUAAUCAGACCUGGACGCGUUGAUGUAAAGUGUAAUUUCGGACUUUGCACAACAGAUAUGAUAUUUCAGAUGCUUGAACAUUUUUACGGUGAAACUUUGGAUAAGAAAUUACUGUCUCGUUUUCAACAGGACUUAAAGUCAUUAGACUUGCAAAUUAGUCCGGCUCAACUUCAAGGGCAUCUCUUACUGUACAAAAUGGACCCGUUCUCAGCCUUGAGUAAUUUGAAGUCGUUGUUGUAA
This is a messenger RNA of Enterobius vermicularis (human pinworm), 1362 nucleotides long. Lineage: Eukaryota; Metazoa; Nematoda; Chromadorea; Rhabditida; Oxyuridae. The record is from the annotation of a GenBank genome assembly.